AUGGCGAAGGAGGAGUGCAAGGCGCUGCUGCGCGCUCAGCAAAGUGGCGGCCUGUACCGUCACUUGGUGCCGACCGUCGGGGGCACUUCUCGGACUCACAGAACCUGGCGAGGAGCUGCGGAAGACGCGGCAGAGAGGCGCAGGGCUGGCGUCGGCCUCACGGGCCAAGUGACGCUGCGGGACAAAGCGGUGGGCAAGGAGGACAAGGCGGAGCUGGAGCGGCUGUGGGUGCUCUUCUCGAGCUGCUUGGAGCUCCUGGAGGCCGACAUGCGGCGGGCGCUGGAGCUGGGCCAGGAGUUCCCGCUCAACGUGCCCAAGAAGCCCCUGGUCCAGACGGGGAUGAGUGGGGGCACCUCGGCCGUGGCCGCCCGCGCCAUGAGCGCCCAGAACAUGAAGUACGAGGCCGAGGCCAACAUCGACGUGGCCGACCUCAAGGACCUGGAGAACGAGAUCAACCAGGUCGGAGAGAUGCGCUACGACAUGGAGAUGAAGGUCAGUGUCCCGCAGUGGACCGUUGAAGCUAAGCAGGACCCCGGUGCAGAGCUCAAGUCCACUAUCAGCGUCGGAGCCUCCUCCAUCGGCAUGGCCUCCGUCGAGGAGGAGAACAAGGCCUUCUGCGACAUCAGCAAAGUCCUGGCCGGCAUCAUCUUCACCGCCGUCCUCCUGAUAGCCGUCAUCCUCGCCGUCUGCGUCGUCAAACUCUCCUGAGGCUGGACACAGGCCUAAGGCCACUUUGCACUGAGAAAAAAGGAAGAACAAGGCUGUCUUUUGCUCAGGUUACAAGGAAGGCUCUCACCGCGGGUGAGGCAUAUGGCCUCAUGGCCAAGCCACCUUUUUUGACAUAUUCUAGCUUUAAUGAAACGGCCUAUCUGAGGUACAGCUUUAUUUGAGGGAAAGGACACUUGUCUGUUUGCAGAGGGAGCUUCAGGGUUAAUGAAUGAGGGGUAUUACAACUACUGGCAGCAGCGACCUUAAUGUUGGUGUCACCCAGUGGUGUCUGCACCCCCCGCAGUCACUGGUUGCAUCCCCAUGUUGCUGAGAAAGGGAUCUGGCUUCCUGGCCCAACAACCUUUUUUGAGAUAUCCUAGCAUUAAAGAAACAACAUUUAAAGGUAUCUUUAAAGGUACAGCUUUUAUUUGAAGAAAAGGGAAAGGACACUUGUCUGUAUGUGGGGAUCCUUCAGGGUUAAUGAAAGAAGGGCAUUACAACUACCGGCAGUGGCAUACCUAGGGUUGGUGUCACCCGUUGCUGUCCGCACCCCCAAAUUACACCACUGUUUGGGUCCCCAUGUUGCCUGUUGCCCUGUGGUUUGUGAGUGAGUGGCUGCAGCGCAAGCAUUUAACCAUUGCGCCACCAGGGCUCCUUGUCUGUUUGUGGGGGACCAGUGGCAUCCCUAUUUCAAUACUCUUUCAGGACACCCCAAAUCUGCCACUCAAGUGGUGCCCUUAGGGUUGGCGUCAUCUUAAUUACAGUCAUAGACCAGCGCAGGGUUGGUAUCACCUGGUGCAGUAACUCAUGGUGUCACAACCAGCCCCUUCUCUAUUGACCUCCUCCUCCCAUACCACACAGAAUCCUCAGUCUUUUGGACUAAUGCAGUGGUUCCCAACCUUCCUAAUGCUGUGACCCUUUAAUACAGUUUCUCAUGUUGUGGUGACCCCCCAACCAUAACAUUAUUUUCAUUACUACAUGCAAAUAUGUGUUUUCCAGCGGUCUUAAGUGAUCCCUGUGAAAGGGUCAUUCGACCCCCAAAGGGGUCCCGACCCACAGGAUGGGAACCACUGGACUAAUGUUACUCAUAAAUUGUCAUUCCCGCACACCACUGAAUGCAAUCUUCCCCCUGAGCCUCAUCCCACUCAGAUCAUCUCUUCAGCAUUUUAAAGAAAUACAGGUGAAUGCCACAGCCCAUUUCUUCCCAAAUGCAGAUGUUUGAGGAACAGCUGUUUGAACCCCCCCCCCCUUUAGGUUGUCACCUGGCGCGGUGCGCACCUCCCCAGUGACGCCACUGCAGGGCCCUUCAGGGUUAAUGAAAGAGGGGUAUUACAACCACCAGCCAUAAUAGGGAUUUGGUUGCUAUUUGUAGAUGACUGUUCUAAGUAACUAGAAACAAAAUAGGGUUUAUGAAUAGCCUCUGAUGGUGGCCUGUGUUUAGAAACUGGUUACAAGUUUUGUGUAUCAUUAGGAGGUUGGAAUGGCUUACGGGAGAAAAUGGAGAGAUUUAGGAAUUACAUAGCAUUCCCUUCAAACCAAAGGGAUAUUGUGUCCUGGUUGAGCCAAGGAUUGGUUUUCUCCUUCUUAACCAUUUUCUUUCUUUCUUUAAAUCUCUGGAGUUAGGACUUGAAAGUCUUUUUCUAGAAUUAAAUCUUAUAGAGACCUGAACUUUUAAAGCGGGAGGGGAGUCUAAUUGCACUUUUUUGGCAAGUGUACAAUGUCAAAUGCAACCCAAAUCUACAGGAGAAAGAUUAAGCACCAUUUACAGUGGUCUUAAGAAGCCGUUCUCAAUUUAUGAUUGCAUAACAUAGGCCUGUUACAGACUGCCAAAAUAAAGCUGCUUUGGGUCUCUUUGGAGGUAUGCUGUUUAAAUGAUGCAUGCAUCCUAAGAAUCU
Messenger RNA from Sceloporus undulatus (fence lizard), 2603 nucleotides. It is a transcript of the gene RGS9BP, whose product is annotated as regulator of G protein signaling 9 binding protein. Gene Ontology annotation, cellular component: photoreceptor outer segment; neuron projection. Lineage: Eukaryota; Metazoa; Chordata; Lepidosauria; Squamata; Phrynosomatidae. Gene Ontology annotation, biological process: G protein-coupled receptor signaling pathway; detection of light stimulus involved in visual perception. The record is from RefSeq and is a predicted model, not a curated record.